Molecule: messenger RNA, 3317 nt
Organism: Gadus morhua (Atlantic cod)
Lineage: Eukaryota; Metazoa; Chordata; Actinopteri; Gadiformes; Gadidae
Product: alpha-(1,3)-fucosyltransferase 9-like
Exons: 2
Coding region: 196-1272 (358 amino acids)
Cellular component (GO): membrane
Molecular function (GO): alpha-(1->3)-fucosyltransferase activity
Source: RefSeq, a predicted model, not a curated record
UUAGUAAGGCAAGCGCACCAGUCAGUAUAUUUGCUUUUUGACGGCGGCCUCUGUGGGAUAACUUGCAUGAACUUCGGACCACUGAGUUUGGUGGGCUGAACUACCCUUUACCUUCAUGCGUUGCAACACUUCCUUUUAACAAUAAGCCUUUACGCGUGGACAUCUAUAGCAUUUUCAUCCCUUGAGUCAAAAGAGAUGAUAUUGUUGAAGCACAAGGCAGCUGCCCUUGGAUUUAUGUGCAUCAUUACGCUCUUCUUUCUUCUAAACAAUCUUUCUAAAAAACAAGACCUUAUUUGCCCAGAUGAGGAGUUCUAUGAUGAAGAAGCAGAACAGUCCUCAGGCAAACCCAUAGUGUUGCUGUGGUUCUGGCCGCUUGGUGUGAAGUUUAACUUCAAGGCCUGUUCCACACACUUCCAAGUCGAUAGCUGCGCGCUGACAGCUCAGAGGUCCCUGUACAGCGUGGCUGACGUGGUCAUUUUCUACCACAAAGACAUCGGCCCAUUUCAGUGGUACAUGCCGAGGGCCCCCUGCCCGUCUUUCCAGAAGUGGAUCUGGUUUAACGUGGAGUCCCCGACCAACACGCUCAAGAAAUCAGGCCUGGAAAACCUCUUCAACCUGACGUUGAGCUACCGGCGAGACGCCGACAUCACCGUGAGGAACGAACUGACUAUCAGGAGCCCGCAGACGAACACCAAUGACCCGUUUGUUUUGCCAAAGAAGGACAAGCUGGUAUGUUGGAUUGUGAGUAAUAACAAUCCAAGCAGUGGAACGAGUGCAAGGGAACUGUAUUAUAAACAACUGGCCAACCACAUUGACAUUCAUGUGUUUGGCGCAGCAUUUUCCGGACAACCAUUGUCCUAUGACGACUAUUACCCAACUCUCGCUAGAUGUAAGUUCUAUCUGUCGUUUGAGAACUCGUUACACAGAGACUACAUCACAGAGAAGUUGAACGGGCCACUGGUGGCGGGGACGGUUCCUGUAGUGAUGGGCCCACCCAGAGAGAACUAUGAGGAGUUUUUUCCGGCCGAAUCCUUCAUUCAUGUUGAUGACUUCAAGGACCCUGAGUCACUAGCAGACUUUCUGCUCCACUUGGACCAGAGCCACACAGAGUAUAUGCGGUACUUUGAAUGGAGAGAGUUUUACACUGUCACACCUCAUCUCCUGUCCACGGAGAAUGAGUUCAUUCACCCCAUCUGUCUGGCGUGUGAGCACAUGUCGAAGGACAAAGCCUACCGUGUCAAACCAGAUCUUUACAGAUGGUUCUUUUCCUGAACUGAAGGGUUUGCAAAUUAAUUUUGUACCUGUAUUAAAGAGUCAGUGAACUCUUAACUGUUUGAGAUGGAAUGUGAACACUAUGUUAUGAAAAAAAAAGCAGUUUGGGCUGAGUUUUAGGAAAGAGGCAGCGUGUUAUCGUUAUGUCCCACGCCAACUUUAUGAUAGUUUUUUUGUACUGUGUCGUUGUGUAAUUGUUAUGAGCGUUAUAAUAAGCAAUGUUUUAUUUGAAAUGCGCCACACAACGUAGCGUUAUACUAUAGGUGUCCGGGAAGCUGAACCUACACUUAAAUACCGACAUUAAAUACAUCACUGCUUAGGGGGAGCUCAGAGAGACUACCUCGGAAAAGGUAGUCUGACGUCCGAAAAAGAACGCCACCUGCUUUCGCAGCAGAAUGGAACGUUAAUGGGGACACCUUUAUCUGUGCUGGAUAGAUGAGCGAUGAUUACUUCAGUCCACUGAGUAGGCUGGUAGACUGAUCUAUCCAGCACAGAUCUAGGUGGACACGCCCACUAGUGAUGUCAUAUGGGGCAGAUUUUCAAAACGGAUUGUACGGCAAAUCACACUCAUACAUGGUGGUAUAAUAUGUCCCCUUUCAUUUAUUUUUUUGGUGAGCACAGCAAAAACAUAGCAUUUCACCGCUUUUUUCUCUAAAUCUGGGACUUAUUUCAGUAAUAUUGAUUAAAAGGCAUAGAUUACUAUCUUGACGAUCAUAUAAGACAAAUGAACACGUUUGAAACCAUAAAAUUGUGGUUUUGGGUUCACUGGCUCCUUAAGCUAACAUGACAGUGAUUACUGCUACCUGCGACAUCUGCUGGAGAUUCCGGGAGACCUUUAAAAGCUGGGUAAUCUGGGUUGGUCUAGCACAGGGGUCGGCAACCUUUUCUUUGUAAAGGGCCAUUUUUGUUUAGAAAUGGGGCAUGGAAAUCUGUCUGGGGUUGCAUAAUAUCUUUUUGCAAAAGCUAUUUCGCUACUUUAGAAAUUAAAUAGCCUGUAUAGGCAUAUACAACAAUUUUAGUUUAUUCAAUGAAUAUAAGCAAUUGCAUAAAACAUAGGCUACAAAACAAGCAACGUUUUUUUAUUGAAGUGAAUGUAAUAUUUAACCAGACAUAAAGGGAGGAAAGCAGGAAAAAUCAAAAAUAAUUCAAGUUGAAAUGAAGUAGGUCUAGCCCUGCAGCCUUAGUCCAUGUUUCUGCAAAUGAAAUGAAUAUCAUUGCAUCAUAGAAAAUAUCAGCCUAACACUGUUUCUGAAAAUGAAAAUCAUCUUUAAAAUUACAACACUGGUAAACAUUUUAAUAGUUUAACUUUGACUGUCCAGUUCAGUGCUAAGUAGUCUUGUUGCAUUGAUUCCCAGCAACACUCAGGGUUUUUUCUACGAAAAACAACUUGUUAUAAUGAGAUAAUCAAACACACCCUACCUUUCGCAUCAAGUUUAAUGAGAUUUUUGUUUCUGAAUUGCAUUGCAGAAUUUCUGAAUAUCAGGGUUGUAUGAUGUUUUCAGCUAAUAUAUCUUUCUCUUUUUUGGAUCCAUAGCUAGGCGAUCUUAGCAACCUACCCUUUCAUAGGCUACUGCGAUCAGAAAAUAGGACAAAAAAAAGAUCUUGACGUAUGCACGAAAUAUAUUUAAAAAAAACGAACUGGCUCAAAUGUACACAUGCCAUUUGCCUUUUGCAAGGAGAAAUUAUUUUUGAAUCCAAAACAGUAAAUGUAAUUGUUGUUGGGAUAGGCCAAAAAUGAUCUAUGAUCAGGUGGGAAUUUACGGUAACCCCACCUUCUCACCAACUUGUUUCACAAAUAAGAAACUGAAACAAUAAACCAUUUUAUACAUACUUUAUGAUUUUAGUUUUCUACUCGAGUGUCUCAACUACCUGUCCAACGUGAUCUCCAAACUAAACAACAGAAUAGAUAGUUUGUCGCUUUUGUCCAAAGCGACUAAAGUAAGUGCAUUCAACAAUGAAGAUAUAUCCCAAAAGUGCAAGAAUCAUUUGAGUAAAUAAAGUCAUAAAAUAAGCAUAGCAACUACUUUUCAGUGCUACAAUAAAGA